AUGGAUGUUGAAGACAACAACGGAAGCAUACUCACGGAAGAUGACCUCUGGUCAGCACCCAUGGAGCAAUGCCACAAAGAGCUCGUCAUCAAGCACCUUCGGCGCCUCCACAGGAUCAUCAGCGAGCACGACGAAUCCUCGAUCGGCCAGUACACGCACAAGCAAGCUGCUCGCGAACAGCUUGCCAGGGUAACGCUGAUCAUCCGCGACUACAUGCGCAUCCCUUACACCGACAACAUGGAGAGCAUGGUCGCCGAUGUGGUGGAUGGAAGCUACUAUGUCGAAGGCACGCAGGAUACGUACAACCAGCCCAUCUUUGUGAACUCUGCGCUCUUUAGUAGGGAGCAAGAGCUUGCGGUGAUGAUUCAGGAACAGUCUGCUGAGAGUGUUGAUGAUGUGAUUGAGCUGUGGAAUGUUAUUCCGGAGAAGUCGAAUAAGGUGCUGCCAGAUAGCUGUCCAAGGGCAGAUAUCGGCUGUGAUAUUGACUGGAACGAGGUCUUAUGCAAGUCGAGGUCCGAGUCUAAUCUGUUGCACCACUUCGGACACCUUCAGAUCGAGGAUAUCGACGAGUGGAAGAAGGAUCUUCAUACCAGAAAGCUGGAGGAGCUUGAUCUGCAUUGGCCGCCAGUCUUCAAAGACCCAAAGCCGAACGUUGGAUGGCAGCGCGAAAGGAGCAAUACAUCAUCGAUGCCGGCUUCCAGAGCGGAGUCGAAGGCGCGAGAAGCGGCGAUGGCAUCGACACCAUCCAGUCUGCACCGAAGACCAACGUUCGGCUCGCCGACUCCUUUAAGCCCGUUUCGCAGUCGCGCAGUAUCCCGGGCUUCUUUCAACAGAGGAGAGAAUCUCUUCUCGAUCGCAGAGAGCGAGCUUCACGAUCGUUUUGCUCAAUUGAAGUCUCGCUCGCCGGUCAUCCGAGGUCGUGCGGCCUGGCGACUGUCUCCAGAACUGCAGACAGAUGACUGUGACGAUCCGGAGUUUGCGGUAGAUUAA
Messenger RNA from Fulvia fulva, 990 nucleotides. RefSeq lists its product as uncharacterized. NCBI's taxonomy places the organism in Eukaryota, Fungi, Ascomycota, Dothideomycetes, Mycosphaerellales, Mycosphaerellaceae. The coding region runs from base 1 to 990 and encodes 329 amino acids. The transcript has a single exon. The record is from RefSeq and is a predicted model, not a curated record.